AUGGAUGCCGUUACACGCCGGACAAUGUGUCUUCCGUCAUCUAUUAUCAUCAUCCGGCGGGAGCUACAUCAGUCGAGCGGCAAUCAUACCGCCCAUUGGCUAACAUUCAUGGAUGUCUUCCAUGAUCUAUCUGGCGGGAGCCAAAGCAAUCGAGAGGCAAUCAUACCGCAUGGCAUGCUAUCGUCCUCUGCAUGGCUAAACACCCUGAAGCUACGAAAGCUCUGCCAACAACUAGUUUCCCACACCGUCAGCCAAGCCACCGCCUUUUCCGUUUCCUGUAUUGGAUUCUUGAGAACCCUCGGUACCGCCAAUGAGAAGAUACACCGUUUUCAUGCCGCCAAGGGCACGGAUGCUGCUGCCCUGGUCAACGUCCUCGGAUGUCCUUCAGAUCCAUCACUCAAUCCCCACCAUCAUGCCGAAAUAGGCGGAUCUGGUGCCGUUUUAUGCGUACUCAAGCGGAUCCAUUCACUGCGCGUUCACACCAGUCCUAAGACGAUCCUCAAGCCCUGUGCGGAUGAUGCUGCACUGAGUGAAGUGUAUUGGCCAUCGAAGCGGCGGCCAUGCUGUUUGGAACUAUUCCAAAUCCGUCUCAUUGGUUGGCUUCGAGCUGACUUCUGA
Desarmillaria tabescens is the source of this 618-nucleotide messenger RNA. RefSeq lists its product as uncharacterized. The coding region runs from base 1 to 618 and encodes 205 amino acids. NCBI's taxonomy places the organism in Eukaryota, Fungi, Basidiomycota, Agaricomycetes, Agaricales, Physalacriaceae. The transcript is spliced from 7 exons. The record is from RefSeq and is a predicted model, not a curated record.